Messenger RNA from Formica exsecta, 468 nucleotides. RefSeq names its product insulin-like growth factor 2 mRNA-binding protein 3-A. The transcript is spliced from 3 exons. Lineage: Eukaryota; Metazoa; Arthropoda; Insecta; Hymenoptera; Formicidae. Gene Ontology annotation, molecular function: RNA binding. The record is from RefSeq and is a predicted model, not a curated record. The coding region runs from base 162 to 428 and encodes 88 amino acids.
UGUCUACGACGAGGUCAGUACUCGGAGUCGGUCGUCCGUCGCGCGCACGCGCACCGUCUAAUCCAAAUCGUCAUCGAGGCACCGAUAUACACGUGACCGAGGCCGCCGCGUACUCGGUGGAAGCCGGCAUCAUAGCGUCGAGAAGCGAGCAGCCAGCCACCAUGUCCAAGCUCUACGUGGGCAAUCUGCCGUCAGAUUGCAACGAGAGCACUCUCAGGCAGCUCUUCCAGGAGCACAGCCUGGCGUGCACCACAAUCCUGGUGAAGCGCGGUGGCUACGCCUUCGUCGACUGUGCCGAUCAGUCCACGGCCGAUCGGGCGAUCGACAAGCUGAACGGAUAUACCUAUCUCGGAUCGUCGCUCGUCGUAGAACCAUCCGUAGCUAGCUCGGCGAAGAAACGCAGCAGGGUUUCACGUGCGUCGCGCUGAUAACGGAACGCCGAAUCGCGAUAUCAUCGUCAGUCCGUUA